CUAUGUGUGGCUGCUGCCGCUGCUGAGAGGAGGCAGACGAUAAACGCCGGUGGGAGAGGAGAGAGUGCGGAGGAUGAGGUCUCGGUGAGGAAACAGGCGAACGACUUACCAGCCAGCAAAGCCGUAGACGAGGAAGUGGAUCUGCAGAAGGUUCACAGUCAGACUUCGGGGAAGGAGUGCGGAGAGACGGCCCGCACUCUUCCAUUUCCACUGUCAACCGAAUGUGCUGGUAAAACGGCGUGCUUUGAAAACGAUCAUUCAACUCCUGCAAGCUGUUCCAGUGAACAGGCCGACGCCCACUUUUCUUCUUCGAGUCCAGUUUCCUGGCGUGACUAUCAAGAGGGCGGGCAUGAAAAUGCUUUUGCCGUUCAAUCCAACAGCUCCCAAUUCACAAGCAUAAAUCUUCUUGUGGGUGGGCCCGAAGAACCGGGCGGAUCUGCCUGA
This is a messenger RNA of Dibothriocephalus latus, 444 nucleotides long. Lineage: Eukaryota; Metazoa; Platyhelminthes; Cestoda; Diphyllobothriidea; Diphyllobothriidae. The record is from the annotation of a GenBank genome assembly.